GGAGCGCAGGCGCAGUUCCGGGCUACGCACACGCGCGGCGGGUGCGGGGCUGGGGAGAUGCAGCCGCCGCCGCGCAAGGGGAAGCUGAGCCAGGUGGUGAAGCUGCAUUUCGCCGAGCAGCUGUGCGGGCUACACAGCAAGCAGCAACGGGAUGCCGAGCUGCUGGAGGACAUCAGGUCCUACAGCAAGCAGAGGGCUGCGAUUGAGCGGGAGUACGGGCAGGCGCUGCAGAGGCUGGCAAGCCAGUUUGUGAAGAGGGACUGGCAGCGGGGCCGCGGUGAUGCUGGAGACUCAAGGAGUGUCUUUGCUGUCUGGAAGGGUAUUAUUGAGGGGACCGCAUACACCGGGCAGGCCCGCGUCACCGCCUCUGAGAGCUACCGCAGCCUUGCUGCUGAGGCCACCAAGAGCUCCCGGCUGUCCAAGGAGAGGAUGCUUAAGAAGAGCAUGGAGCAGCUGCAGAAGGCACAGGCGGAGCUGCUGGAGACGGUGAAGGAGCUGGAUAAAGCAAAGAAGCAGUUCAGCCACCUGCAGCGCAGCAGCGAGGUGGCCAAGGACAAGGCAGCUGACGUGGAGGCACGGCUCCGUAAAAGUGACCGGAGGAUUUUCCACACCAAGGCCAGCCUGCAGAAACUCAGCGCCAAGUUCUCCAUGCAGAUGGCGGAGUUCUCGAAGCAGCGGGCAGGGGUGCAGAACGAGUACGUGCUGACGCUGGUGUCUGCCAACGCACACCUGGAGCACUACUACCAUGUGGAGCUGCCUGCCAUCAUGCAGGCUCUGGAUGGGGACCUGUAUGAGCGGCUGCGGGACCACCUGAGCACGGCCAGCCGGGCAGAGGUGGAGAGCUGCGAGGCCACACAGGAUUGGUUCCAGCGCAUCUCAGAGGCAGCUGCACGGGUGUGCCGGGAGCAGGACCUCCUCCUGUUCCUGCAGGACCACACUGCCUUCACGCUGGCACCUGAGCAGCGCUUCCAGCUUGAUGGCAUCCAGGAGGUGUCCCUGCUACAGCCUGAGGAUGGCGGGGCUGGCCUGGAGAAGGAGGCACGGCGCUGGGCCAUGCGGGCGACGCGAGACAGCAAGAACAAGGCACAUGGCGAGGAGGUGCUGCAGAGGCUGGAGGCCAGGAGGCAGCAGGUCCCUGAGGCAGAGGUGGCUGCUGUGGAGCGGCAGAUGGAGGAAGUGCGAGAAAACAUCUGGAAGGCAGAGGUUGGCAGGGCAAAGGCAGAGGCACGGCUGGCACUGCUGCGCGCAGCGGGGCUGGAUGUGGAUUCCUGGCUGGCUGGGGCUGUACGGGCAGGUGAAGAGCUCCCACGCAUGCCCAGCACCGAGGCACCCACGGGGCUGGACCCUGCUGAGUUCGAUGACUAUGAUAGCGAUGAGACGUUUGAGGAGGCUGAGCCUGGGCACGCUGCCCGCACCUACCCCUACACCUGUCGGGUCAUCUUCGGGUACCAGGGCUGCCAUGCAGAUGAGCUAUCCAUCGCGCAGGGAGAGGAGCUGGAAGUUAUCGAGGAUGGUGACAUGGAGGAGUGGGUGAAGGCUCGGAACAAGGCGGGCCAGGUUGGCUAUGUCCCCGAGAAGUACCUGCUGUCCCUGAGCUGUGUGGGCAGCGAGCCGGGCUCUGCUGCCAGCACUGGAGCCACGGGACCCUCGGGGGCAGCCCUGCAGCGGCAGCUGUCCAGCAUCAUGGCCGCAGAGCUGGUCCUGGAGCCCGGAGCCUGGCUGGUGCGAGCCCUGUAUGACUAUGAGGGGCAGAGCCCCGAGGAGCUGAGCUUCCCUGAGGGAGCCAUCAUCCGCGUGCUGCCCCGUGCUGAGGACGAGGUGGACGAUGGCUUCUGGACUGGAGACUUCGAUGGCCGAGUUGGUGUCUUCCCCUCGCUGGUGGUGGAGGAACUGACUGGCGCACGGGGCAUGGCCGGGCAGGAACUUCCCUCACCAUCCCCACCGCCCUUCUCCCCUCCUGGCCUUGCACCCAGUGCCAGCCUGGGUUCCAGCCCUGAACCGCUGCUGGGAGGUGAGUGCCAGGGGGGUGGCCUUGGGGGCACACAGAGCCUGUCUGAGCCUUCCAUGGAUCUAGUCUGCAGGCAGGAGGGCGCAGGCAGUGGGCAGAGCUCUCCAGACCUGGCAGCCAACCGCAUCCGUCCGCUCCGUGCACCGCCCCCACCGCCCGGCCGAGCCCUUGAUCUUGAGCAGGACCUCAGCUGACCCUGGGGUGCCCCCAGCCCUCCCCAGGCUGCAAAAUCUUUGCCCAUCCGCACAAGCCCCUCACCCCUGGGCUACUCUCAGCCGCGCAGAGGGGAGCAGGACCUGCCCCACACCCUGCUGCUCCUCAAGCUGGUCUCCUUGGGGCCCGCA
Molecule: messenger RNA, 2352 nt
Organism: Numida meleagris (helmeted guineafowl)
Lineage: Eukaryota; Metazoa; Chordata; Aves; Galliformes; Numididae
Gene: FCHSD1
Product: FCH and double SH3 domains 1
Exons: 18
Coding region: 58-2202 (714 amino acids)
Biological process (GO): regulation of actin filament polymerization; neuromuscular synaptic transmission
Cellular component (GO): neuromuscular junction; recycling endosome
Molecular function (GO): protein binding
Source: RefSeq, a predicted model, not a curated record